AUGGCACCCAUCGUUCACAUCAUCGAUCCAGAUCCGGAUACAGUCAUUGUGCUCAAGAAUCCGUGUACGAUCUUCGCGCGCUGGAAGCCGCAACUAGGACAGCAGCCAAACGAUGUCGACGACUGGGGUUCAGCUGCAAGGAGGAUUAUCAAGAAAACGAAGAAGAAGGGGAAGAAGGCUCCGCCACCUCCUCCAUCUCCACCUCCAGAACCUCCAUCUACCGAGAGCGCUGGAGACGGCAGUAUGCUUCCUUUAGAUAAUGGGUCUACCGCGCCUGCGGAGGCUUCAUCUGCCAUGCAGCAUACACCGCCACCAAUUGCACCGGAAGAGCCUGGAGAGCUUGAAGAGCAGUCAAUACACUAUCAUGUGUCCUCGCGCCACUUGAUGCUCGCAUCCUCCACGUUCAAGCGAAUGCUGGCACAAGACGGCUUCGCCGAAUCUGUGCGCAACGAAGUCGAUGGCCUUUACCACAUAGUGGCUCACGACUGGGACCCUGAAGCAUUUCUCAUCGUCUUGCGGAUCGUCCAUGGACGCAACAAGCAGGUUCCACGUGAAGUGACGCUCGAAAUGCUGGCCAAAAUCGCUGUUCUGGAGGAUUACUACAACUUCGAAGAAUCUCUCGAUGUGUUCACUGAAGUAUGGGUUCAAUCCCUCACAAAGACAUCUAUACCUACAAUAUAUUGCAGAGACUUGGUGUUAUGGGUUUGGGUCGCAUGGAUCUUCGACGUUGAGCAACAAUUCACCCAAGCUACCGACACUGUUAUCAGACAAACCAUAUACGACCUAGUGGCGAAACAGGGGUCCAAUGUCCGAUGCCAGAAGUCGGGAGUGACAUGUCGACGAUCAUUCGAGCUGCAAACUUCCCUGAACUUCGACAAUGCCACGAUGAGCGAAAGCCAGAAGCUCCUGCAUGAGCAUCCUUCUGACAGCGACUCAGAACCCGAACACGAGCGCAAAGCAAGCCCGCGACACCUGUCUCCAUCGCCCUCGUCAUCGCGAACCACCUCCGCGUCUCCAGCACCACCCGGGUCACGCCCAAAUGGCAACAUUAAGCGGCAGUCGUCGUUCGCACAAGCCCGGCCUGAUGGCGCACCGAGAACGCCCAAUCGGGUGCGCUUCGAGGAACCCAGGAGGAGCAUGAAUGGGGACAACAAUGGCGGCGACGACUGGCUUGAGCUAGAUGGAGACGACUACUUGGAUGGCGGCGAUGGGCGAGAAAGAACGCAGCGACUUCCUCUGCUCACUGGAAUCGAGGCGCCGAGCGUCACAGUUGCGGAAGAAUCCUUCAAUCCGGAAGACCAUCUCGAGAAUGCGCGACCACGGAGCGGGAUGCGAAGCGCGUUCAUGAACAUGGCAAACAGUAUAAUAGGAGCUGGUAUCAUCGGCCAACCCUACGCUGUUCGCAACGCAGGCCUCGUGACAGGCACCGCCCUCCUCAUCGGCCUUACCAUCGUGGUAGACUGGACCAUACGACUCAUCGUCAUAAACUCCAAGCUCAGCGGCACCGACUCGUUCCAAGCCACGCUGGCCAAAGCAAGUGGUCUAGCACUGGUCAGUAUGACCAUCAUCAUAGUGACCGUAGUCACGCAAGCCUUCCGCGUACCCGCCGAACUGAAGGGCCAACUUCGCGGUAACCUCAUCAUCCGACCCGGCAUCUUCGAAGCAAUUGGCGUAAUCGCGUUCGCCUUCGUCUGCCACCACAACAGCCUCCUCAUCUACGGCUCCCUCCGCAAACCUACGAUCGAUCGAUUUACACGCGUUACACACUACAGCACCAGUAUAUCUUUAGUCGCAUGUCUUGUCAUGGCUCUAACAGGCUACUUGACCUUCGGAGACAAAACCCUCGGCAACGUGCUGAAUAACUUUCCGAACGAUAACCUUAUGGUCAAUAUUGCGCGACUGUGUUUCGGCCUCAACAUGCUUACUACGCUUCCGCUCGAAGCCUUUGUAUGUCGAGAAGUCAUGACCAACUAUUGGUUUCCAGACGAGCCGUACCACCCGAACCGCCAUCUCAUCUUCACGACCUCGCUCGUCGUCUCCGCCCUCACACUCUCCCUCCUCACCUGCGAUCUCGGUAUAGUGUUCGAGUUGUUUGGCGCAACAUCUGCAUGCGCAUUAGCAUUCAUCCUGCCGCCUCUUUGCUACAUGAAGCUGAGCCAAAGAAGCUGGAAGACGUACUUGGCUGGGGCUGUUGCGGCAUUUGGAGGUAUCGUUAUGGUCAUCAGCAUCAUUAAGACGACGAGCAAAACGAUGAUGGGUAACGGUGAAGGGGCCAAAUGUAGUUGA
This is a messenger RNA of Alternaria arbusti, 2286 nucleotides long. RefSeq lists its product as uncharacterized. The transcript is spliced from 4 exons. The record is from RefSeq and is a predicted model, not a curated record. Bases 1 to 2286 code for a protein of 761 amino acids. Lineage: Eukaryota; Fungi; Ascomycota; Dothideomycetes; Pleosporales; Pleosporaceae. Gene Ontology annotation, biological process: amino acid transmembrane transport. Gene Ontology annotation, cellular component: endoplasmic reticulum. Gene Ontology annotation, molecular function: amino acid transmembrane transporter activity.